This is a messenger RNA of Aspergillus wentii DTO 134E9, 1524 nucleotides long. RefSeq lists its product as uncharacterized. The transcript has 2 exons. The record is from RefSeq and is a predicted model, not a curated record. Bases 206 to 1105 code for a protein of 299 amino acids. Lineage: Eukaryota; Fungi; Ascomycota; Eurotiomycetes; Eurotiales; Aspergillaceae.
CUUUAAUGCUACCUUACAUAUCAGUAACAGGUAAUACAUAAACAUCCUGCUCUGUCAUUUUGCUUAGUAAUACACCACUUUCUAACUAGUCAAAUUGGACAAUACAACCCAUCCAUCCAGAUACCACCUUACUGGCUAUUAUCCUGAGUCUCAUCAAAGCUACUAUGAUGACCAUACUAGUAGAUGUGGCAAUAUUAAUACCACAAUGGAAUCAGAUAAAGCCAACUCAGAUACCAAAACUGAAGUUGAUAUCAUGAUACUGGACUACCUACUAUGCAUCACCAUAGAUAGAAUCAUACACACAAAAAUAGAGGCGAGGCAGUCUUAUACAUAUGACUGGGAUUCUGUCUGGCUCUUGCACUCAGUGAGCACCAUCAAAUCAAAAAUACCAACAUCCCAAACGCCCACACAGGACAUGCGCAUCAAACUACAGCUUCUGGCCUUUGCCACACUGUUUCUCUUUAAUCUCCCGAACCCAGAUUCCCGCAGCGUAUCACCUGGAUCGUCUCGGUCGACCAAUGGAGAAACCUCAAAUGCCGCUGGAAAUACCACAACAGCAGACGGUCAGUUAUCUGAGACAUGGCUGCUGCCCAAUCCUAUGAGUCACGAAAAUGAUACAAGGAAUGAAGAUUCCUGCAAAGCACGAACGCCAAUCUCUGAGAUAGCAACAGAAUUCAUAUCUCUAUGUUUUAUUGCCGAGGCGAAAAUAUCAGAACCACGAUGGAUGGACCUUGCAGCUCAAUUCGCAAUGCAUGCUAUGAUCGAGGAGUACCAAGCCUCGGGAGAUAUAUCCACGCUGAAGCCGCUAAACGAGUACAUUGCUUGGACAGCCACCAACUUUGACCAAGCACAGAAGUGGUCAAAAGAAUGUGCCAAAUACAUCAAGUAUCUACGGCCAUUACCUGGAACUUUGCUACAGGAUCAUCUCCAAGUCGUAUCAGCAAACAUGUCCGGAUCGCGCUUCGCAGAGACGGUUGUUGAUUUUCUGACUGACCUCAUGAGAACGCUGGAGCCCCCGGUGCUCAUCCAACUUGAGAGAGGAAAACUUGGUGGACUUAGCCGGGCAGAAACACAGCAAUUGAAAGAACGGGUAGGGCUGCAAUGAAGGACCAGCCAUCCCACAUUCUGAAGUAGGAUAGGCGGGAAUAAUUAAACGGAAUACAGAUACGAAGCCCAAGGCAAAGAUUUUAUUCACAGGAUAUUUAUGAAACAAUAUUGUCAAUCAGCGAUCCUAGUGUGAACUAGGUUAGCAUUUACUAUACCUGGACUAGAAUUAUUUUGUAGAACCCCGCCAAUACUAGUGGUAAAAUAGACAUGAGAGCAUUACCCUCAAUAUAAAUACUGCUUAUUUUCUGUAUCUUAAUUCGCCUAUCUGAAAUUUGCAUGGAAUAAUAAUUUACAAAAUACCAACCCGUGUGGAAAGUCACAAGGUGAUAGUUGAACCUCCAAUGUUGAGUUGAACGGCGAAAUGUGACUUCAUCGGAAUUAUCUAACCCAAUAACAUUCGGCGUGGGUCUUCGAUGU